Messenger RNA from Aspergillus uvarum CBS 121591, 1590 nucleotides. Its product is annotated as NAD-dependent epimerase/dehydratase family protein. Gene Ontology annotation, molecular function: UDP-glucose 4-epimerase activity. The transcript is spliced from 4 exons. Bases 229 to 1344 code for a protein of 371 amino acids. Lineage: Eukaryota; Fungi; Ascomycota; Eurotiomycetes; Eurotiales; Aspergillaceae. Gene Ontology annotation, cellular component: cytosol. Gene Ontology annotation, biological process: beta-D-galactose catabolic process via UDP-galactose, Leloir pathway. The record is from RefSeq and is a predicted model, not a curated record.
CUCAUGUUUCCAUCCUCGAAAGCAGCCAAACUGCUUCCCAGUCCAAGGAUGAGUCCACUCACUCCUCCUCCUUAAAUAUCCCGUCUUACUCGCUCUCGCCUCUCUCCCGGUCUGUCCUGCUCCUGUUCCCUUUUCUCUUCUCUUCCCCAAUCCUCUUCCCUCCCCUCCCUCACUCCAGUUCUCUCUUUCCCCCGCCCUCUCCAUCCAUCUCAAUUGUCCUCCAUCAUCAUGUCUGCUGGUUCAGUUCUCGUCACUGGUGGCACGGGCUACAUUGGCUCCUUCACCACCCUUGCCUUGUUGCAGGCUGGCUACAAGGUCGUUGUCGCUGACAACCUCUACAACUCCUCCGCCGAGGCUCUCAACCGCAUUGAGUUGAUCUGCGGCAAGAAGCCCGAGUUCGCCCAGCUCGAUGUCACCGACGAGGCUGCUUUCGACAAGGUCUUCCAGGCCCACCCCGACAUUGACAGCGUCAUCCACUUCGCUGCUCUCAAGGCUGUCGGAGAGUCCGGUGAGAAGCCGCUGGACUACUGGCACGUCAACGUCUACGGCACCAUCUGCCUUCUCCGCUCCAUGGUCCGCAACAACGUCACCAACAUCGUCUUCUCCAGCUCCGCCACCGUCUACGGCGAUGCCACUCGCUUCCCCAACAUGAUCCCCAUCCCCGAGGACUGCCCUCUGGGUCCCACCAACCCCUACGGCAACACCAAGUUCGCCGUCGAGACCGCCAUCACCGACCUGAUCAACGCCCAGCGCAACAACGCCACCAAGGCCGGCAAGGAGGCCGAGGCUAAGAAGUGGAACGGUGCCCUCCUCCGGUACUUCAACCCCGCCGGUGCUCACCCCAGUGGCAUCAUGGGUGAGGACCCCCAGGGUGUCCCCUACAACCUGCUUCCUCUCCUUGCCCAGGUGGCCACUGGCAAGCGCGAGAAGCUGCUCGUCUUCGGCGACGACUACGCCUCCCACGAUGGAACCGCCAUCCGUGACUACAUCCACAUCCUCGACCUGGCCGACGGCCACUUGAAGGCCCUCAACUACCUCCGCGCCAACAACCCCGGUGUCCGGGCCUGGAACUUGGGUACCGGCAAGGGCAGCACGGUCUACGAGAUGAUCCGUGCCUUCUCCGCCGCCGUCGGCCGCGACCUCCCCUACGAGGUCGCUCCUCGCCGGGCCGGUGACGUCCUGAACCUCACCUCCAACCCCAGCCGGGCCAUCUCGGAGCUGGGCUGGAAGGCCGAGCACACCCUCGAGCAGGCCUGCGAGGAUCUCUGGCUCUGGACCCGCAACAACCCCGAGGGUUACCGGCAACAGCCCCCCGCCGAGCUCCUCGAGAAGCUCAAGAACUAAAUCUGAUCGUAAAUGAUACCUACCUUACCUUACCUACUGUUGAUUUAAUUAGCAUGUCUUUGGCGACGGCGGAAGAACCAAAAUCGCAUCAAUAGAUUUGAUCUGAAUGAGACGAAUUUCCUUUCUUGAAUAUGUGCCUGGUGUAAUUCCACGUGCUGUGUUUCUGUGCUUUUGUUUCUUGAGUGGAUAGAUGAGGUGUCUCGAAAUAGUAAUUGGAUUUACCGGAACUCCAGAACCAUGCAUGUA